AUGGCCCCCAAGCUGGAAGAGAAGGCGCGUACAGGAAGAGACAAUCAACGUUACGGCGCCCAGGGCGAGCGAUUAGUUGCAGGGGUCGUCCCCCUUUCGGCCGAUAAGAAAAAAGUUCUCUUGAUUCAAUCUACGCGACGCAACGGCUGGGUCGUUCCCAAAGGAGGUUGGGAGACGGACGAGCAAACAGCAGAGGAUGCAGCGUGCCGGGAGGCGUGGGAAGAAGCUGGGAUACAUUGCAAGAUACAGAAGGACCUUGGCAAGAUCCCUGACAGACGCGGCCCGGAGGAACUCACAGCUCAGGCACCUAGGGCAGUCUUUCAGUUCUUUGAGGUGACUGUGGAGAAGGAGGAAGCCAAAUGGCCGGAGAUGCACAAAAGAGAUCGGAAGUGGAUGUCCUAUACAGAGGCCAAACUUGCACUAGCUGCGAGGCCAGAGCUGUUGGAAGCUUUGAACAGGAGCUCAAUCAUCAAACGCAUUCCGCCUGCGUUAGGCUCGAAAGCGGCCUUGCGAGAUCCUGUUGUUGAGCUUGAUGUCUCAUGCAAAACCCUCACAGACACAGGCUUUCGGGAGCUUGCUAAGGGUCUGAUACAGACUUACAACGCUGAUGGUGGCCAGAGCAAUAUUCUCCGGUUGGAGGAGCUCAACCUCAAAAGCAAUGGCUUGAGCCCCGUAUCAUUGCACUUGCUUUCGGAGAUAGUGCGUUUGGCUUGCAACGACAUUAGAGAUUUAGACCUUUCGAGCAAUGACAUCCAUAUUGUUUCAUCGGAAGAUAUCAUAGCCUGGGAGGCAUUUCUACGCGCCAUAUCGAGCUGCUCCGUUCUUCGAAGGUUAGAUCUAAGCAAUAACGCACUUGGGCCGAAAGCUUUCGAGAUAUUGUCGAAAGUUCACGGCCAAGAAGAAUCAAUUGAUUUUGCGGUGCCCUCGGAGCUCGUAGAUCAUGCAAGUUACGGGACCUCACGAUUAGGCUCAAUCUCGGAGAAGGUAAGCGCAUUGGAACACAAAGCGAGGAAGUGGAGUAUUGGAGCCGAGGACGAUGAAACAAAUCGGAAUGGAGUGAAUCAUGGGAAAGGGCUGAAACCGUCCCGUCAUGCUUCUAAGGUUCAAGAGAAAGCUGGAAAUAUAUCCCAGGAAUUCCAUCAUUUGCCAAUCUACAGAUCGACAAAGGGAUUACGAGCGAUACCAUACAUAAUCCUAUCUGAAACCUCGAUAGACGAUACUUCGGCACUGCAUCUCUCGUAUGUGUUGAUGAGCCAUCAUUACCCACAGAAACUACUUCCAUACGUACCGCCGGUAAAACCUGGGCCAAUGACCCACCAGUUGACAGCACAUGAUUCUGAAACGCGUUGCAGAGGGAUUAUUUACUUGCCUAAUUCGAGAUGCAGUAAUGCUGCUUUUAAAGCUCUUGACCUUGCUGAGAGAGCGCGAGAAAUCCUUCACUGCGUCCAUGGGCUUGAAGACUCCACUGAGGAGGAUGCGAGGUCGAUGGAGAAAGAGGUCGGAGCCGAUUCGAACUUUACCCUACCGAGUCCUAACGGUCAUCGACGAUGGAGCUCCGCGGCUACUGAUAGUGAGGGUAAGGAGACUGUGGAAGUGGAGCUGCACCGAGCGCGAAGUCGACUGCAACUUAAUGCUAUCGAAAAUGAAGGGCUACGAAGCAACGAUCUAUGGCUUGCAGCCUGCAAGAUGCUUGCACUUAGCCGAAUGAUGCACCCAACAGUUACCAAGGCGCCUUCCCCGCCAGUUCCACCAGUAACGCCAGCCCCGAAACCGAGGUUGUCCAUCGUCAAAAUCCUUGAUAUACCGGCUGUUCCACCAAAGGAAUCCAAUCCGUGGGGCCUACCUCUCACACCAAAAUCAGUCAACAUGAGCAUGUCACCUAGAGCGAAGCCACGGAAGCAGAGCGUUGCGGCCAUCUCCUCAACGAAUAUUCCUACUGCAGCACACCUCACACGGCCGAUUGAUCAACGACUUUCCCUGACCAACAAAACAUACAGAUCAAACUUACCCCUUGGCUUUUCAAGCGACAUAUGGUGGCGCAUCCUCGGAUACGCGGUUGAUUCUCACGGGCUCCUGAGCAGUAAGCAACAGAAAGCUGUUCUACAAUACGCCAUCGACCGAGGAAGUUUGAGGAAAGAACGGCAGGCGCUGGGACUCAAAGCAGCUGCACAGAAAUGGCACGUAUUGGAGGACGUUGAUUGCCUAGCCUACGAAGUGAGAUGA
Bacidia gigantensis is the source of this 2223-nucleotide messenger RNA. RefSeq lists its product as uncharacterized. Gene Ontology annotation, cellular component: cytoplasm; nucleus. Lineage: Eukaryota; Fungi; Ascomycota; Lecanoromycetes; Lecanorales; Ramalinaceae. The coding region runs from base 1 to 2223 and encodes 740 amino acids. The transcript is spliced from 4 exons. Gene Ontology annotation, biological process: diphosphoinositol polyphosphate metabolic process; diadenosine pentaphosphate catabolic process; diadenosine hexaphosphate catabolic process. The record is from RefSeq and is a predicted model, not a curated record. Gene Ontology annotation, molecular function: bis(5'-adenosyl)-pentaphosphatase activity; bis(5'-adenosyl)-hexaphosphatase activity; diphosphoinositol-polyphosphate diphosphatase activity.